AUGAACAAUUAUAGAAAUGAAUUAUCUGUGAAGACUUUGUCUUUGCGUGGUCAGUCACAGAAUGAAUUUAUGGAACAAUUGAACAACAAUCAUAUGGUAAAAUCGAUCAAUUGUUUGUAUGAUUUCGUGUAGUGCAUGCAUGCCUAAUUAAGUUUCUCAAUUAAAACAUUGACCAUUGUCUGGCGUUGGUAUUUUUGUUAAUAAUUGAGAAUUUAAGUAUAAUGAUUAAUUUUUUCAUGAAGUUUAAUGAAGGUUAUCUUGAGAAUAUUGAAAAAUAGGGUAUUAUAGCCUAAAUAAAUUUUGUACAUGUACUCUCGAAGUUUUUCAACAAAGAGGUUGACAGAAUCAAAGAAAAGUGCGGAAACAGCAUAAAAUAUAGAAGAUUAUGCUAAUGAUUAACAACAUACAAUCAAUAUAAGAAUUGUACGUAGACCAGUUCUCGAAUGUUGCUACAAAGAUCUUAGCAUUCUAAGACACAAGCAUUGAAAGAGUAAUUGAGCUAUUAAAUAGAGCAGCAUUAUUAUCUAUGAUGUGUGGAAAGCUUCGUUCUCACUCUGUGAGUAUGUAAUAUCACAUAAAGAAUAUCAUUAUUACAUAAUAUGAUUUUAAUUAGAUGUGUUAUAUAUCAUGGUGUUUUAUUUUAAUUUUUAGGCAGCAAUUGACAGUGAAAGCACGUUGCCACAGGAGUACAAAAUGCCAAAAACCGGUAAGCCAAAUAUAAAAAUUGUAUUUCUUUCUUAUAGACUUCAAGCAUUAUGAUAUAUCUUUCACGAUCUUUGACUGUAUGGUGGUAUCCUAGUAAUUAUAUUAUUACUGGGCAACCGUUUGCUAGGCAGUGAAGAACCAAAUAAAUAACAAUGAAACAUUAUUGUAUACAGCAAAUAGGAUUAUAAUUUUAUAAGCUAUAAAGUAGAAGUGUUUUUUUAAGAUAAUAUGAUUGAAUUUACACAACCAUGAGUUGAAACCAUGCACGAGUUCAUGCAUAACAUAACGCCAUAAGUCAUUUUAUGAUAUUCUUUUUCUGUCCCAAACUAUUUCCCCAUUUUCAAAUGUGAACGAGUGGCAAAUUGAAAAUAAUUUUAUAUAUGGUGGGAUGUAUAUUAUAUGCAGCAGAUAACAUUUGUGUACAUGUUGGUUUGUUGAUUUGAGCUUGAAUCAAUAUUUAUAUUUCACAUUCCUGCCAAGCCGUUGACAGCAUAGCCAUAGGGCGAUAAAGUGUAUUUUCGUAAACCGUGAAUUAUCAAUAUUUGUUCUGUCGUGAAAUGUCAAACGGCGGAUUUUUGUAUCGUGAAACGUAAUUUACAUGCCUAUAGCCGUGAUUGCCGGUAAUUUUUGUCCAGGAAAGGAGAAUUUAUUUGAGGCCGGUAGAACAAAGACUGGACGAGUAGCGAGUUGUGCGAACGUGAAGAAGAGCAAUGCAAUUAAGGUUGUCCACGAGCAAAGCGGAAAAGUCGAAUACGAGCGUGAAAGGCUGCUGGGAAUCGCUAACAAAUUAAUGAAUUUUCAAAGCGGUUCCCAGCAGCCUUUCGCGCUCGUAUUUGACUUUUCCGCUUUGCUCGGGGACAACCUUAAUUGAAAUAGCUGUAUAUCGGUUGGUUUUACAAGUCUUUCAAUGUUGAACCUUCAGUGGUGAAAUUAGUGGUCGUAAAUGUAAAAAUAGGCUAACAAAUUAGUAACAGGCUACGAAAAUUGUAGGAGUUUGCUUUUUACAUUGUUUUCAACUUUGCCACGUCAACGCUUACUAUUCGGAUCAUUAACGCAUACCAUAUGAGACAACCACCAGGUUCAAGGCUUCAUGCACCAGAAACCGUCGAUUCAUCAUGUAGAUAAGAAUUUGCUCAUGUACGGACAAAUUUAAUAGAGUCGUGAAGACUGAUGACUGUGAAAAUCAAUUGCUGUGUCAUUAUGGAGAGCUGCAAUUAAAAUUAACUGCCCUAAUCGCAAGUACAUGCUUUUAAAUGUUAAUGAUGCUAAACAACAGCAGAUAUAGGAACGAAAAGCGCAAACAUUUCGGAGGAAUGUAAGAAAAAUAUUAAGAGGCGAAAACGUUUCUCAAGAUUCACCAUUCCGUGAUGUACCAAAUCUAUUACCCCAUUCAAUGCCACGUUUCCUACAUUUUCUUUUUGUCUUUGAAAUAGGUCCUUACACGAACACUCAAUAUCUCUCCCACAGCAAACUACAGUCGCCAUUGACAACCAAGUGGUAAGUGUAACAAAGAGAGUUGCUAACGAGCUUCUAAGUACUCUCCGGUCGGAACAAAGGCUUACGAUGAUAACAAUGAGGCUUCGCUUUGAUAAAAUAUUAAGAAUAACAAGUAAAACAUGAUUGGAACGCAAAAGGUUAAGCGCAAUAUAGGUUCGGGGAGGGGGGUUAGCUUUAAUUUCGAGUAUAAAAACUGAAAGUUACUUUGCGCAAAGUGAUCUUUACACAAAAACAAAUUCUAUUAAAUUGUAUAUUUUAAUCUAUAUAUAUGUACGAUUUAUGUUCAGUAUUUGAUUUAAUAAAAUAUAUUAUAAGAUACUUUUAUUAGAUUACUGAAGAUCGCAAAAUACUUUUAUUGACAUAUAUAGCUGAAUUGCGUUUGUAAUGAGCGCAUAACCAAACACAUAAUUAACUUAAUAAUGUAUGUUUUGCUGAAUAAGUUGUGUAUAAUGUUAUUAGUUCGUUCGGAAUAAUUUUUGUUUUAUGUUUGCUGACACUAUCAAGCUGGUAAGGAAAUCUCGUGCUCAAUAGAGAUCAGUGGCCAAUAGAGAUGAGUGGAAGGGUAAAGGAUUACGAAAGUUUUGUUGUAAUUAAUACCUGCAUGAUCUAAAUAAGUAUUGUUCAAUACGUAUAAUAUACAGUUAUUUAACAAGGGGGAGGCAACUUCAGCGAAUGCCAUUUGUUUUCCAUUAAGUGUGGUCAAGUAUGUAAAAAAAAGAAACAUAUUUUUUAUGGAUUUUUGUGGACAAGUGUUUUCAACCUCCCGCACUCCUUGCACGCACGCGAAUCCAUGGCUCGGAUUGAAAAAUAGAAAAAAAUAGGUACGCUAACGUACAUGCAUGUAUAUGCGAAGAGAUUUUAAUGGUUGCUGUAAAACUGAACUAAUAUUAUUCUGAAACAUGUUUGCAUGAAUGCACCAUAUUACACAAUUUAUUUAAACGGUAUAUUUCGAAUCAAUGUCGAUUCAUCUUCAGCACUAUAUAUUUACAAGGUAGAUAAAAUAGAUUGUGUAUAGUAAAUAUUCAUGCACACGUCUUUUCAAAAUAACAUUAGUUCAGUAUUUUUGCCGAAACUAUCAGCUGGUAAAGGAUUCUGUAAAAUCCCUAUUCGUCAUUUUGCUAAAACUGCAUUCUCAUUUUGCAUUGUCCCAUACCCCCCGUGCUAUCUAAUGCAGAUGGCACGGGCAAUCGUCGCAUGUUAGAUGUUAAAGUCAAAUGAAAUACAUAUAUAAAACAAUUUAAAAAUUACGAUAGUAAGAUAAGAGAAUGCAGAAUGCACCAAUAUUAUUAUUAAGCUGACUAAUACAACCUAAAUGUGGGACUUUGAAGAUUACUACAUUACUAUAUUUUGUUAUUUGUAUACAUAUGCAUGUUUAUUGCAAGAGUGUUACACAAAGAUCCGGUGUCCUUAUCCAGCACAGCCUUCGCGCGCGUCAAUGGUCACAACAGGUUUGGAAAGAAAUGCCGAGACGGGCUUCCCCAUGCCAACCAAAUAUUGAACGUAAGCUAGCUAGGUGAUUUGACUACUUGAAAAUGGAAAUGUCAAACUAUAACCAAGCACUACUUGGUCAUAGAUUAGGUUCAGAAUCUGACCUCGCAUGUGGUUGGCUAUUUGUAAAAAUAUGUCAGACUGGUUUGGGAAAUAAAGAUGUACAUUAUACCUAAUUAUAGCAUGCAUAUAUAUGUGCAUUGCUAUAUUUGGCUUCCGUUGAUUAACUAACUAACAAACAAACAAACAAACAAACAAACAAACAAACAAACAAACAAACAAACAAACAAACAAACAAACAAACAAACAAACAAACAAACAAACAAAACAAACUAAGAUUCGUGGUGAAAUUCGUUUCUAUAUUGAUCUCAAUGUCACAAAUACGCGCUUAGUUAUACUAACAAGAUGGCUCAGUUGUCAAUUUUCUUUAAAUAGAGUCCCAAUGCCGUUACCAUAUACAUGAAAUUCAAUGAAUUGUUAGAUUUGUUACUAAAAUGUAGCACUACAAGCGUUUAAAUCUGAUUUUGAAUAUACGCGAUGUUUCAGCCGGAUUUUAGCUAUUUCGAUAACACACGCAUAUACGCACACAUUGUAUUACACAUGCAGUACACGAAAAUUAUCCGUGCAUGUGCAACGAAAUUGCUAAAGGUCCUAAAAGAGAUGAAGAAAUUUUGAAAAUAUAACGGCGUACGCAGCUUGAUGAUGUCUACAAGUUGAAUUAACUUACAUUUAAGAGUAAUGGUAUUACUUCAACAGACAAUCAUUGACAAUAUGGAUUGGGACAAUCUAGUUUUCACAUGCAUUCGAUUGUAAUAUACCAUUUGUUGAUACAUUAUUCAAUGUUGUCGGCCCAGCAUUAGAGAGUUUAAGUUCGACUUCCGAUACCAAUACCGAUACUAACAACAUGUCAUGCGCAUGCUCUCUGCUCGCAAGAAGCACGAGUGUAUUGGAAGUCACCACUACCGAAGUCGGCCUUGUAUUGGAAGUCGGGGGAAUUGUAAGAUAAACUCAUAUAAAUCGGAUAUUUCAUAAUUUUACGAUAAACAUGUAAACUAUUUGUUUAUUAGCAUCGCCUGAGUCAUGUUUUAGUUGGAAUUUUAGCUCAGCUGCCGUUUAGUAUACCGCACAUUUUCGGUACCGAUUAAUGUGUUCUAUACUUUAUCUGUCGUGAUAACUUAACGCUUUAAAAUUCCCGGUACCAAAAUGAGAAUGGAAGUGAAAACAUUGGUAUCGGUAUUGGAAGUCGAACUUAAACUCUCUAUUGAACAGGGGGAACGGGAGCGCUAUUCCUUUCAAAUUAUAUGAAAUUACAGCAGCUGUCCCAUAGUUUCUGGCAAAGAUUGUAGCUGGUAUAACCUACAGAUUCUAUUGAGUGGAAUGCUGACCACACAUCAUAACCGCGUGUUGUCUUAGACCAACGUUGGAACACAGCGAUCAAUAUAUCGUGAAUAAUACUAGUAACCUAUACUCAAAUCAAAUAAACUUUAUUUCAUCAGGGUAUAUAGUCACGUCAGUUCAGAAGAACUGGUAUCAAUGUGAGCCCUGAGCAGUAUGUCCACUCAUCAUUUCUGAAGUGUAUGAGAACCAAUAUUGUUAAUUGUGCUCAUUAGUUACUGUUUUUUAUUUUCUUAGCAAUCUCAUUACGUUGUUCAACAACACUAAGUCUAUAAAUAAAGACAGACCAUUGUUAUUACGCAUUUUCAGGCUUUGGCAUCCGAGGAACCCUUCCAUCUGCAUAAAGCUCAUUCCAUUGUCGUUUCGAUCAUGCUUGUAUAGAGGGCUCGUGGCAGUUGACAAAUGAUAGUCAUAUAGUGAGGGUCUUCUCUAACACUUUUCUUAUAUUGCACUAUACUUUACAAGGAUCCUCACGCCAACUCACUUCCAUCAGUAGUGGAGAGUGGGUGUCGAUACUGGUCAAUCUUUUAAGCGAUCAAUAUUGGUAAAAUAACCAUCGUUACAUUUUCUAUUUCUAUACAUAUUGGUCUGCACAUUAUAAAAAUGUAGUAUUUUCGUGUCUAAUCUGACCAAACUCUAGAUUCAUGCAUGCAUUCAUUAUACAUGCGAGGAUGACUAUCAUGAGGUCGUAAUAAGAGGUUUUGUCAUAAAAGGCCGAAGGAAGCCCAAGGAGGAUACUUAGUCUUAAAAUUGACACACAUACCUGACCAAAAAUACAAACGAAAAAUUUUUUUGCGUAUAGAUAGUUUUAGAUAAUAUUGGCAACACCAUGCAUAUGCGCUGUAUGUUUGAAGCUGUACUUUAUAGCUGCAGUAACAGGAAUACGAGUAAAAUGCUCGUCGUGCAACAACUAUUGGUUUGUACAGAAACUUUUCUCACGCCAACACUUGGUAGUGAGUUCCUCAUUUUUAAGUACUUUCUGUUGAUCUUACAACGUCCUACAGGAAUUAAGGUGACUAGGUGAGAGCUACAAUGAGAGCUAUUUUAGAAUUAUGUGUUUUAUGACACGUCAUAUACAGCUAUUUCAAUUAAGAUUGUCCCCGAGCAAAGCAGAAAAGUCGAAUACGAGCGCGAAAGGCUUGCUGGGAAUCGCUAAAAAUUCAUUAAUUCUUAGCCAUUCUCAUGCAGCAAGCCUUUCGCGCUCGUAUUUGACUUUUCCGUACUGACGCGAAAAAGUCGUAGUCGUCGCCCAUUUGAGUACGAAAUUGUGGAGAAAUCUCGUAGUCCUCACCACGACUUUUCAAAAAAACAAAGAAAGUUGGCUUUUUUUUUGUUUUUCGGAAAUAAUUUGUUGCGUUUAUCCGACACAAAUAAUCUAUUAGUGUUAAAUAUCUGGCUUGUUUUUAAUGUUAUGACUUAUUUGCACAUUUUGUAGGGGAUUUUGGCCUGCAGGAGAUUUAGUUUAUAUGAACUUUUUCUUUCGUUGUUUGUCUACUACUAUAAAAACAACAUUUGAACGGAAACGAGAACGACUACGGUGAUUUCCUCGCCCGCGAUCAAAUCUCGUAGUCGUUGCUAAAGCUCGCUAGUUAAUAACCCCUGCAUGUGACAACUUCUACGGAUAUAGCUGCUGGGACAGUGGUUUACAAUUACAAUGACAUGCAAUCUCUACUGACUCUAGCUAUAUAUUCAACAAAAAACGUAUGACACCUGGCUACUUAGAGUUCUCAAAUCUAUAUUUACCUUCACUAUAUAACCUAUUAAUAUUUACUACAACCUAUUUAAUAUGUAUGUAAUUGUAAAGGACCGCUCAUUAUUUAUUGUACAGGGGGGGAUUGAGGAGAAACUGGAGGGGGGGCUUUAAAUUUUUUAAAACCUGAAAGGGGGGCUUUGAAAAAAUACAGAGAGACGAAAGAAGGAGGUGGGCUUUGAAAAGAUUUACUAGUUUGAAAAAACAUUGGUAGUUUUAAAAAUGCAUCACCAAACAACUUAACAAUAAAUAACAAUGCCUUUAAUAUUAAUAAUCAUAAAUGAAAGCCAAAUAAAUAGUCUCUUAUGUUCAUGCCGGUAAACAGACAAUUCCCAUUAUAGACUAAUUUUGAAACUAGGCAUAGAGAUGCAAAUAAAUCAUCACAGCUAGAGCCUAGAAAGAGCAUACUAAAAUGAGUAAAAUUGGGUUGCGGAAUGUUGUAAAAUACGCAAAUUUUGUAUACUUUUGUAUUGCAUGCAGAAAUUGCUACCAGCCGCACGCAAUACAAAAGUAUACAAAAUUUGCGAACUUUGCAAGGCUAUAUUUUCCACAUUUUACAACAUUUCGCAACCAAACUUUGCAAUUUUACUCAUUUUAGUGUGCUCUUCCCGGGAAAAUACUUUUUUUGCUAAGAUAUAAAAAAUUAGUCUAUAAUGGGAAUUGUCUAUUGGUUCCCAUAUUGUCUAUUGGAACCCUAACCUUACAAGAACGCAGGCUGAUCAUGAAGGCCAGACUUAUGUAUAAAAUUACUCAUUCGCAAGCACCAGUUGCUUUGACCGAAAUCUUUGAAAAUUCACAACAAAUCUAUAACUUACGUAAUAACGAAUUCAAAUUGUAUUUACAGAAACCUAAUACUGAAUACUUAAAGAAAAGUAUUGGGUUUUGCGGUGCGAAACUUUGGAAUGAAUUAUCUGGCAAUCUGAGAAUUGCAGAUUGUUUGAAUUCAUUUAAUACCUUGAUUGCUGACACUAGCCUGCUUUAGAUCGAUUGUACUCUUUGUUAUAUAUAUAUUUAUAUUAUUAGUGUGUGUUAUGUUACUUUAUUCAUGUACCUUUUAAAUUUGCGCGCCCUCCUUGGAAAUCAGCAUUUGCUGAAGGAGUAAGCGUGUCUAAAUAAAGAAAUACUGAUAACGAAAUUGUUUUGAUUUUCUGAUAUUAAGUUAUGCAUGAUAAGACAUAUCUCUGAUCGAGAUACAUGCGGGAAAAAAUGUCCGGGUGAAGAGUAGUCUGAAUUGAGUUAUGGUAUGUAAACCAUACCACCUCGCUUAUUGCACUUACUAAGCUGGUCGUGGCACUUCCCAACUUUGACAAGGUUACAUAGCAUCUACCCUACGUGAACAGGGUAUCAUGUGCCAUAACCUGCCAGGGAUGUUUCUUGUGAACCACCACCUCACAUUAGGAGGGUGCCCUGCUAGAGCGUGGUUGACCUUUGUCUCAGACCUUCCCAAGGGCAAUUGCAGGAGUCCUAGAACUCCACGUUUGUAACCUUUAAAGCGAGCAUUUCACCCGGACAUUAUUCUUUACUUUGAUCAUCGUAUUUAACUAAUUCACCUUUCGUUCUUCGUAUGAUUGUGGGAGAGACAACACCGCGGUAAAACGUCUGCGCAUGCGUGGGGCACAAAAAAGAUGGCGAGGGAUUUAAAUGCCAAAUUGUAAACAAAAACAUGGCUUUUUAAUUAUUUAAGGUAAUUGAAACAAACAAAAAAUACACUAGACGGGUAGUUUAGACAUUAAUAAAAAAUUUUGUAACAUUUAAAAUCUAAAAAGAAAGAGAAGUUAAAUUAAAAAUUACCGUUUAAGACCGGGAGGCGUGUGAACAUUUCUUGAAAAAUUGUCGAAUACCGAACUUAAGCACAAAAGUUAAGAAAACUAUCGAAUAGUUAAGCAUUUGCACACAUUAUUCCGGUUGCAUUUUCAUAGACAAAACAUCGAAGUCGCUUCCAUUUUGAGUUUUUGACAACAUUCGGAACACUUGACAUCACGUUCGCAAUACAGAUUUCAGUAAUGUUGACGCAUGCGCAGACGUUUUUCCGCGGUGUUGGGAGAGCCAGUUGAAGAACCCGACUGAGAACCUGAGCAUGCGUGGUACACGCAUGCUCAGUUUUAAUUAAUUUUCAUUAGUGAAUCUUUAACUACAAUACACCCUUCCGGAAAGUACGUCACUUUGGCUCUUUAGCCUCGUCUUCGUGUAUCAGACGAUACUAAUACAAGUGAACUGACUGACGAUCGAUUCAAUAACCAAUCAACAAACCAAACCAAUCAAUGAAUCAAACCAAACUAAGACCUAUAUAACGUAUCUCUCUCAGCUAAUACCUUAUUCCAUUCCAAAAUCUUUUAAUUUUUAAAUUAAUUUUUAGGCUCAAUGAACAUUACGAAGUAGCACAAGGAGUCAGUUUACCACGCAGUUCUCUUUACCAACAUUACUUAGAUUUCUGUCAAAAAAGUGGUUUAAGUCCUGUCAAUGCAGCUAGUUUUGGAAAAGUAGGUGCAACUGACAUAUUAACUUGCUAACAUAUUAACUAUAUAAUUAUAUACUGCAUGUACAUGGAGAAAUAUCUUCAGUCAUGAGAUCAGCGUUCAGCCUUGAAGAGGGUGGCAAUUGAAUUCCAGUGUCUAUAUGACGUAAACAGUUUUCAUUACACUCCCCUCCCCCGCGCUAAAUUUGGUUUUUCUCACAAAUUGGAUCGCUCUAAUCAAUUUCCUCCCACAGGGAAAGUUGACAGGGUGGGUUAGGGUGAACUUAGGAAAGUAAUAUCACAAUUGUUGUAAAGAUAAUUAGUCUAUAGGCUAAGUAAUACAAAUAAGCGUGAAACUGGAUGUAAUCGGUCAGAUUAAACACGAAAUUUGGGCACACUCCUCGCAGCUUCGUGUUAACUGCACAGACAAGUACUACUAUAAGGGACUGGUAAUGGACGUCAAUUUCUGCCAUUUUGGCUUCACGUUUUGCACGCAAGUUCUUACUAUAUAUAUAUAUAUAUAUAUAUCUAUAUAUAUAUAUAUAUAUAUAUAUAUAUAUAUAUAUAUAUAUAUAUAUAUAUAUAUAUAUAUAUAUAUAUAUAUAUAUAUAUAUAUAUAUAUAUAUAUAUAUAUAUAUAUAUAUAUAUAUAUAUAUGGCUUGCGCAAAUUACAUACCUAGGCCUCAUAUUUCUAUUGCUCCUUACACAAUUUUAAAAUUAUCCUUUUGUAGAUAAUUCGUCAUAACUUUCCAAAUUUGAAAACCAGAAGACUUGGGACCAGAGGACAGUCUAAGUAAGCACACGUCCUAUAAAAAAGGAUUACUAUUUAAACCAAAAUUAAAAUACAUUGAUACUUUUUAACUUUCACCUAAACAAUAACUAACUGUUAAAGAAGUGCAUGGUUGGAAAAUAUUAAAAUAUAUAUUUACUCCAGGUAUCAUUAUUACGGUAUAACCAUUAAAGAGACGUCGCCUUAUCACGACACAUUACUUAAUAAUGGAAGACAAGCUACUCAAAGGUGAGAUGAAAUUUUUUACUCUUCAAAUAAAAUACUGAACAUAUAACUUAGCUAUAUUUCUGAAGAUGUCUUAUACCAGUAAUUACCCUUAUGUCCAUAGUUCUAGGCUAUAUACUAAUCACACUUUGUAAAAUGUCUAUUUUAGCUACACUUCAACUAAAGCUACUGCGUCAGUUAAAAAUCAGGUAUAUCCUGCAAAAUAUAUAUUUGUAUAAUUAACUAUCAUAAUUUUUGAAAAAAGUAUACUGUUACAUGAAGAAAUUACUAUUGCUACAAAGUGCAAAUUUUAAUUAAAGGAUCUAAUGAAGGCAUUAAUGUCUAAAGGUCCAUACACAUCGGACGCGAUUCGACAACGCGACGCGAUUUUUUAGUUUUUGAAAGUUAAUAAAACAGCCAAUAAGAACAAAUUUUGAAAAAUAUGUUGACCAAAUAACUCAAAAUGUUAUACCGCUUCUAAAUAUUUGGAAAAUUUAAACUAGAAUCAAAGUUACCGGUCAGUGAAAAUCGAAAAAUCGCGUCGCGUUGUCGAAUCGCGUCCGGUGUGUCUGGACCUUUAUGAAGCCGUUAAUUUAAUUCGAGAUCUUUUAGGAGCUAAAUUAUGCUUCUGUCCGUAUAUAUUAAACAAUUAUUUAAUUUAUUUUUAGACGUACAGUUCGGGAAAAAGUUCAAGUUCAAAUCAACACUGUCUUAUGUCAUCUUCUGGUGGUACUCUCUUGCCUUCGUUUCCAAAGAUUGAAACAUUAACUUUACCUCCAACUAUCCCUAGCGACAAGGUAAAGCAUGAAUCCCACUGCAGCCUCGAUUUGGUAGUCGAUGUGUUACCACCACUGGGACAACCAUAACUAUAUAUAAAUGUACGCAAUUACAUAAUGACGUUACUAUUGCAUGCGGUAUAUAGUAAGGUUGUCCCAAGCUUUCCUCUUUUGGGAUCUGCAUCGAGUUUUAAAAUCCAUAUAACCUAACACAAGCGAUUCACAACCCCACGUCUAAAGCGACUAAGGAGUUACUAGAGAUAUGUAGAAGGACACAUGCACACAGGAUACGUGUUGAUCAUUGAUCGUUAUGAAUAAUAUGUUAACUGGCAUCCUCAAAAUGUAUAAAAAUCAAGCCAAUUAAGAACUAAUGUUUAACUGUUGUUUCCUGUAUAGGUACGAACAUUUUUGAUCAUGUACCGAGCACAUUGUCAACGAAUCUUGGACACAAUACUACGAGCUAAUUUUGGAGAGGUACAAACACUUUGAAAUCAUGCAGUAAAAGCUAAAUUCUUAUCUAAAUUAUUUGGCUAUAUAUCUAUCUUUCCAGAAAGCUUUUUUCAAAAGCUAAAAAAUAGGGCAUUAUAGAAAUGAUUUCUGUGAAACAAUUUUCAUCUUCAUUUAAAGUUACAUGAUAAAUUUUAAACAAAUCUUACACCAAUACAACACAGUAUUCAUGUAUUUCGAAAAGUGGCUCGAUACGGUUUUCAAAUACUUCAGGUGUACAGCAGUUUGACAUUUUCAAAUGGGGUUUAUGCAGCAGAUAUUGGGAUUUUCAAAUAUGUCAAUUGCAAUGUUUCUUCUUUUAAAUUAUGCUAGCCUUGGCAACACAUAGUUUGUUACUAUGACAACACACACGUGAAAAAGAAGCACAGUGAACCAAUUUUUUUUCGUGCAUCAUUUUGCUUAGAAAAUAGACUAACAAUAAUUAAUAUGUUUUUUUUUAUUUCUUUCAAAUCUUGAACAUAAGUCAUCAGACAUGAUUUUCCCAAAAUUGGAUUUUUUAAUGAGGUCAGCAAUUGACAUACAGCACGCUAUACCUACAACACGCACGUAGUCACUCGCGUACCGCGCGAGAUGGCGUGAGCAACUCAUCAUGUCAGGUCAUAAUGGAAGUUUCCUAGUUCAUAUUCCCGCAAAAACGAAUUAUUAUCACGCGGUUUUGUUCAUAUAUAGCAUAAAGUUUUGUUUUCGUGAGUCUUGUAUAUAAGGGAUUUUUGUGAGGAUUACUAUAUCAAGCGACCUUAAUAAAUAUCUAUAGUUGUAACCAAAUCUCAAUUUGUUUUCUUUGCUAUGCUUUUCUUUUCAAACCAGGUUCAGAAAUUUUUUCUUCAUUUUUGGCAAGGAAUGCCUGAACACAUUCUCACGAUAUUAAGCUGUCCUGAGGUUAUCAAACUCAUAGGAAUCUGUGAUGAAAUAUUGUUCAAGGUGAGAUACCAGUCCGCACAUUUUUUCUAUCUACAUAUAUCUGAACCACCCAGUAACUUCUGGACUGAGAUUCAUUCAGUGUAAAACACUUUGUAUAGAAAAGAAACAAUAAACUGACCCGAAAGUGGAAGACACAAAUUAAUUAUGUCUGUCUCAUGAACACGAAGGAUUGCGUGCAGUAUAUAGAUAAAACACACGAAUUUAUUAUCAUUUUAAUUCUUAGCUUGUGUCAGUUUAGCUUGUUUGAAGUGACCUUCGGCGAAACACUGAAGGAAGAUCUCUUUACAUUACUGCAUGUUAUCUUGACCAUGCAGUGGCGCCGCCAGGGUUUUUUUUGGAGGGGGGGGGGCAACUUAAUAAUUUGGGAAGUCACAAUUCUAGGGGGGUCUGGGGACAUCCUCUUCCGGAAAAAAAUUAGGUCUCUGAACCAGCAUUUCCUGCAUUGUGCAUGGGAGCACUUGGAGAAAAGGUCCUAAUAAAUCACCUCUUGACAGUGUCAAAUAUUGAUUUCAGAAAACUUGUCAAUUAUGAAUAAACAUAGUCACAUAGAGCUUUAUAAAUUAGCUAGAACAAAGUUAAAUAAAUCGAUGAGAAGAUACGCACCACUGUCUGCCUACAAUUUUCCACCCUUCCCCAAUUUUUCAUAUGAACUAAUUUUCGCCCCCCCCCCUCCCCCGCCGACGCCACUGAUUUGACGCGAAACUGUAAAGAUGAUAUACGUAUGCACAAAGAAGAUACUGUCUUUUCAAGUCAAAUGAACGAUAUUGCAACGUGGGAUAUUGCAUCCUUUGCGAUUUUUCAAUCACCUGUACAAAUCCUUCGGCAUGUAAAGGUUCAAUCACCUGUACAAAUCCUUCGGCAUGCAGAGGCGAUUUAUACAUCUAAUGUUAGAAGGAUCCCGGAAGUCGUCAAUUUUAUUCUUUCCUCUCUUCAGGCAAUUGGAAGUGUGUUGAUACCAGGAGUACUGCAACCCUUGCCUGCUAGGUGAGUAAACUGAAUUGCACUAGCUUAUCCUCGCUUGAAAGAAGUCGUCAGAAAUAGCUAUAAUGAGGAAAGAGGUCGUCAGAAAUAGCUACAAUGAGAGGCGAAUAUACAUACUAUAUUCAUGCAUGCAGGUUUUACCAAUCGGCACUAUUAUUGUAAUGACUAUUGAGACGUAUACGAAAUCAAAGGCUUAUAAAUUAACAACUUGCUAGCUUGUACAGUUUAUCGACAUUGGCGUACGGGAGGAAAAAAUUAGAGGGGCGGACAAAAUUUGCCCGACAUUUAUGGAGAUUGCCCAACCAGUGCAAAAACAUUUUCCGUCACAAACUUGCCAAAAUUUGCAAUCCUUGCGAAUGAUCAAGUGGAAUCAACCUCGUACCCAGAAUAUUCCCGUUCGCAGGUUAGAUGCCCAGCACCUAUAACCUGCGAACGGGCAUACUCUGGGUACGAGAUUGACUGUGACAUGAGUGGAAUAUGAUAAACGACAUAAUUAUAUAUAUCAUGUCAAUAGCUUAUAUUGUAGGUAAAUAACAUUUUCUCUUUGUGAUUUGUUUGACAAUAUAGUUUGACCCAAGCAAUCCGACAAUUUGCCACUCAGUUAAGUUCAUGGUUAGAGUCAUCGCUUGCUCAUUUCCCAGAAAAGCUUAAGGAGAAAAAGAUGAAAGGUAAACAAACGGUUGGAAGGGGAAACGAUCAUGAUCACACUUUCUUUAGUAAAUUGAAAACAAGCAUGAUUCUAAUUUAUUAACACUACUCUUCUUUUCAGUUGCAAAUGCCUUCUCAAAGUCACUUCGUCGCAAAACAUCUCUGACGCACCUCGCGCAAGCAGCUAGGACUGUCCUACAUAGUAGUGAGCCUGUAACACAAAUGGUUAACGACUGGAGGAGUAUCGACUUUAAUGAGAUCGUAAAACAGACGCUGUGGACAUUCUCGUCCAAUCCUGAAGCUGACUAUCAAGUCAUAGAAACUUGUAAGUACAGAAAACAUCAUAGAAUCCCGUAAGUAGCGGUAGAAGAAUAGAAGGGAGACGAAGGAUAUUCCACAUAUUGACAUAUUUUACCUGCGGCCAAAAGUAGCGUCCCCCUCCGUAUAAGUAGCACCCUCCCCUCGAAAGUAGCGGCCCGCAACAGUGGAAAAAACGGAAGUAACGAGGAGGGUGCAACCUUCGGCAUUGUACGGUCGUGAUAAUUCGAUGAUUGCGCUCAUAAUAACACCGUCUAAAAAAUGCGUAAAAAUUACACGCCCCAUUACGACGUCCCUGCUUUUGUUCAUAUAAACAACUAGAUUGAAUUAUUUUUGUUUAGUUCUUCAACAGUUUACUCAACUUCUUGAACAACAAGCAACCAUUGAUCAAUAUGCUGAAUGGGCUAGCACUCUAGUCGAUACGUGUCUGAAGGUGAGUUCCAGGAAAGUAUUUCCUGAUAACAGUUGAAGGAAUUUUGUAGAUGGAAAUUUCGAGUGGAAGAUUGUAUACAAUUGACCUUAUGCAUAAUGACGUCUCAAGGCUUGAUGCCUUCGAGGAAUGCUGGUCUUAGUAGCAUCACCCGGGAACAUUUCGAUAGUGGCCAUUUUGAAUUGUUUAAUUUUCCAGGGCAAUGACUACUAAGACCAGCAUUCCUCGUGGGCAUCAAGCCUUGUGACGUCAUUAUGCAUAAGGUCAAUUGCAGACCUAACCAGGAGCAGCUGCCAAAGAUACAACUAUAGGCCAAACUUUUGGAAUCGAAACUGAGACCUUGCAAUUCCGGUACAGCGCUCUAACCAUGCACCUAUCUGAUAACGCCUGGAAUGUUGGUGGAUUUGUUCCUUAAAAAGGCAUUUCAAUAACAACCAUUAAACUGUCUUCUCAGUAAUUCCCAGCUCUCGAUCAGCAAGUCUUACACCACCUGAUAUGCAAUGUCUUCGAACUUUUCCUUCAUCAAUCACAUAACUGAUUUUGUUCUUUUAGAAAUAUUUUGACAAGAAUAACAAUGAAGAAAAAGUAAAAGAGCUCUCGCGACAAUUUCUCUUAAAGUGGUCUUUCUUUGGCAACCAAGUUAUGCGCGAAUUAACCUUGAAAAGUGCUCAAAGUUUCGGUAAGACAUCUUUAAUUUUACAUAUUUUACAUAAUAAUCGUUCAUUAGCGUUAUUCCGGAAUAAAGUGUUGUUGGAAAUUUUUACUGAUAAGUCUGACUUUGAAACUGAAGUAAUAAUAUAUGAGAACCAGGUGGAUCAACCUCGUUCCUAGGCUCUCCCUGUAGUUUUCCUCUGCGAGAGAGAAGAGCCUGGGAACGAGGUUGCAUGCCUAGUGGAUUUGGUAUUGGGAACAUUGGAUACCGGAUGUCUAUAGGUUGUAAUCUAAAGAACUUUCUUCAAUUUUAUAGGUUCGUUCCACCUUUUACACAUACUUUUAGAAGAUUACAUAGUGUAUUGUGUUGAGUGUAAAGCUACCUGUGAUCAAACACCUUACUGUGUCGAGCUCGAAAACAAACCGUGUAACUCUGAAAAAGAAAAUGGUAAGUUGCAUUUGUGUCGAUAUAAUGAAGAACAAAAUUAACGGUUUUGAUCAACAAACAGACGAAAGGCAAUCAUAAUAUACUAAAAGUUGGCGGUAUCAAUUAACUUUUACCAUUUGUGGUUAGAAAAUUUUAUAUCUUGAAAACGAAAUAAAUAAAUUUUAGGUGUUUUCCUGAACAAACGUAGUUCAAAGUUCGUAUCGAUUAGGAAAAUAAUAAGCUUAUAUAAUAAAACACAGAAAGAGACCACGAGCAAGUCUAGAAACCUAAUUUACAAUUUGACAGUUCUUAUUCAUUGGUUAAACUCAUAGAGUGUUAUAUUUCCUUUAUUAGAGUCAACCAAUGACGUAGAAAUGCGAGAAAAUUCCGAGGUUCAAGUCGUUGAAGAUAUAGUCGACCAGUCACCCCCCGUCCAAUUUCAACAUAAGCCCACUGGGACAUUAUGUGAAAGUGGUAUCCAGGGUGAAAGAACUUGCUCAGAUGACAUAUCAAAUACGCCUGCCUCCUCUAUGCCCGCCAAUCACCCAGAAUUGGGUACUCGUAACAAAACAAGCACACUACCUGAAACUGAUCUCAACAUGAUACCUGAAGCACGAUCGCAACUCUACUACAGAUCCAAUAACCAAAUGAAUAGCUAUCUCCCUGCAGGCAGAAGAUUUAGCAGCGUUUCUUUUUCACCCUAUAAUAUGACCAGUACAGCACAAAGCAUGUCUAACUAUGAAGCAUUGUAUGGUUCAAUGAACACAGCCCGUUCUUCAAGUGAUCUUAAAUCAUACACACAAUAUGUAUCACAGGACACCCAUUCUUAUAUCGGGAGAUAUCGUCCACCUAGUAUGGUAGCUGGUGCGGCAAUUUACGCACGGAAUUUUUAUCCUUCGACAAAUGAGCAUUACCGCAAUGAACAAUUAGCUGGACGAAUGGCAUAUGACCGUCGAUUUCACAAUCGUUCCGUGACAGAAACCCCAGGCUCUGUUUUAGGAGGACUUUGAACAACCACGUUAAAGUAAACGUCUUCUCACGACAUUAUCAACAGAAAAUAUUCGUCAUUAACAUUCAGCAAGACCACAUGAAGUUGGUCAAUAAACGUAAUGUUUUAACAUACUUUUAAGAAAUUUUAUUAAAAUAUCUUAGUUCUAUAUUAGUGAGGUUAAUUAUAAAUAAUAGAAUAUGAAAGUAACAUAUUUAUAGUUAGACAUUUAUUUAAAUUGUGAGUAAAUAAAGUUGUCUAAAAUUGUCCAGGCUUUUCUGCGAAGGCGAGUGAAGACACUAGAGCUCGUUGAUAUGGUUGUAAACUCAUGUCUCGAAUGGGUUCAGAUUUCUACUGCAAUCUAA
Molecule: messenger RNA, 17296 nt
Organism: Paramuricea clavata
Lineage: Eukaryota; Metazoa; Cnidaria; Anthozoa; Malacalcyonacea; Plexauridae
Source: the annotation of a GenBank genome assembly